Epinephelus moara (kelp grouper) is the source of this 2766-nucleotide messenger RNA. RefSeq names its product polymerase (DNA directed), mu (gene polm). Gene Ontology annotation, molecular function: DNA binding; DNA-directed DNA polymerase activity. Gene Ontology annotation, biological process: double-strand break repair via nonhomologous end joining. NCBI's taxonomy places the organism in Eukaryota, Metazoa, Chordata, Actinopteri, Perciformes, Serranidae. Gene Ontology annotation, cellular component: nucleus. The record is from RefSeq and is a predicted model, not a curated record. Bases 311 to 1873 code for a protein of 520 amino acids. The transcript has 11 exons.
UGCAUCCGGUUUGUCUCCUUCACUGAAGUCUGCGGAUUUUUCUGCGGUUUUUCCCUCUAACAUCUCUCAGAGGAUGAAACCCGUCACAUCAGACACCUGAACGCAACUCCGCUGUAAUGUUUUAUGAAUUAAAAGAAGUAUUUUAGGAGAAUUAGCUUUUAAAGCGAGUUAGCAUCAGAGAAGUGAUGGAGCAGUGACAGCAGUGAGCACAGCUGGUGACAGCAUCAGCUACAGUUUAAAUAUUUAGUUUCUUAUACAUGACAUGAACUCUAAGUGUAGGCAGGCGUGUUAUUUCACCACAGAGUGAAACAUGGUGCCUUUAAAGAGGAGAAAGGUCUCAUCCUCAGGUGCUGGGAACACUGGGAACACUGGGAGUGAGUCAAAGUUCCCUCAGGUUGUUUUGUUCCUGUUGGAGAGAAAGAUGGGAGCCAGCCGAAGAGUCUUUCUGUCUCAGCUCGGCCGAAAGAGAGGAUUCACAGUGGAGGAGCUGUUCAGUGAGAGGGUCACACAUGUGAUUUCUGAGAACAACUCUGGUGAUGAGGUCAGGACGUGGCUCGCGUCACAGGUCGAAGGUCGAGUUCGAACACCUGCUCACCUGCUGGACAUCAGCUGGUACACAGAGAGCAUGUCAGCAGGACGUCCUGUUGAAGUACUGGACAGACACAAACUACAGGAGCAGCAGACUGAUGAAGAGGAUGUUGUGGAGUUUUCUGUGCCGAGCUACGGCUGUCAGAGGAGGACCACCCUGGACAACCACAACGCCGUCCUCACUGAUGCUCUGUCGCUGCUCGCUGAAAAAGCUGAGCUCAGUGACGAGGAGGGACGAGGUGUCGCGUUCCGACGGGCCGCCGCCGUGUUGAAGGCCCUCCCUAAACCGGUGACGAGCAUGACGCAGCUCAGAGGGCUUCCCUGUCUCGGAGGACAUUCGCUGAGAGUCAUCAAAGACAUUUUGGAAAACGGAACAUCGAGUGAAGUUGAAUCUACGAAGCAGUCUGAGCGGUUUAACGCGCUGAAGGUUCUAACAGGUAUUUUUGGAGUCGGAGUAAAAACAGCAGGACGUUGGAUCAGAGACGGGAUACACAACCUGCAACAGUUACAGGCCUCAGGUCAAACACUCAACCGAGCGCAGCGAGCAGGUCUGGAGCACUACGAUGACCUGAACCAGCCGGUCAGUAAGGCGGAGGCUGACACCAUCGGAGAGAUCGUGGAGGAAGCUGUCGCCUCUGUGUUACCAGGAGCACAGAUCUCUCUGAUUGGAGGAUUCAGACGAGGAAAGCUGACGGGCCAUGACGUGGACUUCCUGAUAACACACCCAGAGGAGGGCCGAGAGGUCGGACUGAUGCCGAAAAUCGUCUCCUGGUUGGAAUCACAGGGUUUCCUGUUGUACCAGAAGACUACGAGAAACUCUUACCUGGAGUCUGAGGACGGUCCGGCUCGGCCCUCCUCCAACAUGGACCGCUUUGAGAGGUGUUUCUCCAUCUUUAAACUGUCCGAAGAGGAGAGACAAGGAGCAAAGCAGACGGACACAGAGAACACACCUGAGGACGCGUUCACUCCUGAAGCCCUGUCGCAGGUUAAAGAUGACGGACUGGAGCGGACCAAACCUGCCGGACACAAACCCUGGAGAGCUGUGAGAGUCGACCUGGUGGUGUCUCCCAUCAGCCAGUUUGCUUUUGCUCUGCUGGGCUGGACCGGCUCCAAGUUGUUUGAGAGGGAGCUGCGACGCUGGGCGGGACACGAGAAGGCCAUGUCUCUGAGCAGCCACGCUCUGUACGAUAACAAACAGAAUAAAUAUCUGAGAGCGACGUCAGAGGAGGAGAUAUUUGCUCACCUGGGUCUGGAGUACAUUCCUCCGACAGAGAGAAACGCCUGACCGGACGACAUGAGCUCCUACUGGAGGAACAAGCAAGUACCAUCUGAGGGUUAUCACCUGCUCACAGGAGGGUUAACGAAUCAGCUGACUCGGAGUUCAUACUGAAAACACUGCGGUUUAAAAAAUGAAACUGGGCUGCAUCGGUGCAGGUGUGUCGCUUCAGGGGCGAGGAAUAUUUAGCAACAAAUCCAUGAGUUUUGAAGUUCAUCAGACGACGAAACACUGAAAGUUUAUCAUACUUAAAGACAUGAUUUUAAAACUCAGCAAUCCUUUUAUCGUUUGUGGCAAAGUAGAAAUCAAAUCAAAUCAAAAUUCAGUUUUUAGGUAAGUAGGUUUUCACAGAUUUACCUUGAUGUUUUGCUGCAUAACAAACAAAUCAGAGAAAAAGCAAAGAGUCUUUAGUAAAAAAUAAAAAGUAAAAACAAUAUAUUGAAGAUUUUUAAAAUAUAUCUCUAGCUGUGCAGAGUACAGAGUCAGCUUUGUGAUGAUAAGUGCAAAGAAUAUACCAGUAUGAAGAAUGUGUCAAAUAUAUCUGUUUUUAAAAUGUAAAGAGCUCCACAGUGUUUGAAACAGAGAGGAUGGCGUUCACGUCACCAGGAAUGUGCUCCUGCAUGUCUUUGGUUGGCCAACGGAGCCGACACUGGUUCAGUUUGUUACAGGAUAAACAACUUUAUUUGCUGGACUGGCUCUAAAUGAGGUUUUCGAUCCAAACCAUUGAAGGACUCCCUGAGAGGAACUGCUCACUGGAAAUCUGACAUUUUUUGAUUCUCUUUUGAGAGGAGAACAAAAUGUUGCUUUAUGCCUCUGUGCCCACAACAGCCGUGGCCAGAGGCAUUAUGUGUUUAGGUUGUCCGUCUGUCUGUACUUACCUAUGCACGUCCAAUCCUUGUGAA